This is a messenger RNA of Nymphaea colorata (pocket water lily), 2500 nucleotides long. RefSeq names its product pentatricopeptide repeat-containing protein At1g63330-like. NCBI's taxonomy places the organism in Eukaryota, Viridiplantae, Streptophyta, Magnoliopsida, Nymphaeales, Nymphaeaceae. The transcript has a single exon. The record is from RefSeq and is a predicted model, not a curated record. Gene Ontology annotation, molecular function: protein binding. Bases 322 to 2382 code for a protein of 686 amino acids.
UUCAAAAAGCAGGAAUCGGCUUAAACCGGAACCGACCAGUGAGAGCACAAAGUUGCCUGAACCGGCUCCAGGCUAACUCUACGUCCAUCCCUUAUCUGGCGGCAGAGGGGCCUGCCGCCUGCUGUGGUGGGGUUGAAAGACCGUGAGACGGAGAAAAGGCGGCAAAGCAAUUGGAAUUGAGGUCUUCCGGCAACGCGCUGGCGCCCCUGACUGAGAGUAGGACCUCGCCCUACAUUUUGGGCGGGACGUGCCGUCUUCUUCCGUGCUUAUGCUUCUACCUCUUCCUGUCCAAUCUUCAACCUUUCUUGGUUGGUGUAGCUGAUGAAGGGCGUUGUCAGAAGCGGCCACCUUCACUCUGCGGCAUCGAGGCUCCUUUCUUCUUCUUCUUCAAUUGCUGCUGAUUCCGCUACCAACUUCGCCUCAGGAGUUCCACCUUUGUUUCCUGCAUCUUUUUAUCACCGGCACCCGUUGGAAGUCCAGAAGCUGCAACGCGCCAUUGAGUGCUGCUGCCAAUCCGGCAGGAUUGAUGACGCCUUCUCCAUUUUUAGGCAUAUGGUCGGGUUAAACAUCAGCCCAUCCGUUUCCUCUUUCAAUGUCUUGUUGUCCGCUUUUAACAAGGUUGGUCGGUUCGCUGCCACUCUCCCUCUUUACAACCUCAUGUACAAGUCCGGGGUUCCUCCUGACGUCGCCACCAUCAAUAUAUUGAUCAAUUGUUACUCUGAAACCGAUAGAAGCGACGUCGCUUUCGAGGUCUUCAACGAGUUUAGAGAUCAAAAAUUAGCCCCAAACAUUGUUACUUUCAAUACCCUUUUGAAGGGUCUGUGUAAGGAAAAGAGACUGGUCGAUGCCAUUCAAUUUCAUCACGACAUGGCCGAGAAGAAACGGCCUCCCCCUAACGAAAGGACGUACUCUAUUCUCGUCAAUUUUCUUUGUAGUUUAUCGAAAUCGCUACAUUGUCUGGGUUUGAUCUCUGAGAUGUUGAAAUUGGGGUUGGAGCCCACGGAGUCCAUGUAUAACACAGUCUUAGCAGGGUUGUGCAAGGAGAGAAGGAUCGGCGCGGCUCUAUCACUUCACACCUCCAUGAGUAAGGUCAGGAAGAAGGCCAACUUGGUCACUUACACUGCGCUAAUCGACAGACUGUGUAAGGUGGGGAUGCUGAAAGAAGCUAAGUUGUUAUUUAUUGAAAUGUCGAACAAUGGAUUCUCACCCAAUAUUGUUACUUACACUGCAUUGAUUUGUGGUUUUUGCACGGAAGGUCUGUGGCGGGAAGCCGCGAUUGCAUUGAAUGAGAUGAUCUCUCAUGGGAUUAGGCCAAAUCUUGUAACAUAUACUGGAGUCAUGGGUAGUCUCUGCAAACAUGGCAAGUUUCAGGAUGCACUCGACGUGUUCGAUGGAACGGUUCAGCUUGGACUAGACCCGGGCUUAACCACUUACGCUACGAUGAUCCAUGGGCUCUGCAAGGGUGGAAGAAUGGAUGCUGCUAUCGGCCUCCGUCGUCAGAUGGAGGUGAAUGGUCUUGGGAUUAAUUUGGCAAUUUACAAUUCGCUGAUUUAUGGGUUUUGCAAGAUUGGAAAGAUGGAUGAAGCCAUGAAAGUUUUUCAAGAAAUCAAGGAAAAAGGUUCUAGACCUGAUACCAUUACUUACAACGUAUUGAUGGAUGGGUUUUGCAAGGCUGGGCAUAUUGGUACUGCCAGAAGUCUUUACCUUGAUAUGAAAGAAGAGGGUCAGAAUCCUAACCUAAUUAGCUAUAACACGUUGAUGGAUGGUUUAAGUCGUGAGUAUAAUCUUGAUCAGGUUCUUAAUUUGUUCAGAGAAAUUAAUGAUUCGAGUCAAGUGGAUAUUAUAACUUACAACAUACUCAUAAAUAAGAUCUGCAAGGAAGAUGAGGUAGUAGAGCCAAAGAAAAUUGUAAAUGAAUUGUCUGAGAAAGGAAUUGAGGCUGAUGUUGUGACUUAUUCAACACUGAUAAAUGGGCUUUGUGAAAAUGGGAGGCUGCUUGAGGCCAUGGACCUGCUGGGCCAGAUGACGGAAAGUGGUCUUUGUCCAAAUGUAAUAACUUACAAUAGCAUCAUGAAAGGGUUUUGUUUAAUAGGACAGGUCGACAAAGCUGUUGAGAUGCUUCAUGUAAUGAUUGCUAAUCACAUAAUUCCAUCUGCCAAUACAUUGUGUCUUUUCCGGGAAUAUGUUCAUGGUUUACCUCACCAUCAGGAGACCAUGGAAUUACUUGAAACGGUCAUACUGAAGCAAGAUAAAUGCUGUGAUGACUCGUAUAUGGAACUUCUGGAUGUUGUUGGUCAGCAAUUAGUUCUCCCUUCUAAAGCAUCAUCCCAUGAAUGUGCAGCAGCAAAGGCAAGUAAAUUAUGUGAAUCUUCGGGUUCAUAGUUAUAGAAUGGGUUAAUGAAGGUUCAGAACCAUUUGUACCUAUACAUGUAUAUAUAUCUGUCAGGUACCAUUCUUUUGUGUAUAUUCUGUAUAUCAUAUUACGUUAUCAAUGAAUUAA